Molecule: messenger RNA, 2345 nt
Organism: Aedes aegypti (yellow fever mosquito)
Lineage: Eukaryota; Metazoa; Arthropoda; Insecta; Diptera; Culicidae
Gene: Rop
Product: protein ROP
Exons: 9
Coding region: 132-1910 (592 amino acids)
Biological process (GO): neurotransmitter secretion; vesicle-mediated transport; intracellular protein transport
Cellular component (GO): secretory granule; plasma membrane
Molecular function (GO): syntaxin binding
Source: RefSeq, a predicted model, not a curated record
CGAUGUUGAGUUAGUAGAUAGAAUCGGAAUUAAAGCCUCUCCCACAGUCGCUGCAGAUUUUUCAUCAUCAAACAAAAAACAAUCAGUCUUCGGCCUCUGUUCAGGAAAAUCGGUGUUAUUGAAUCGUCGUCAUGGCAUUAAAAUUACUCGUUGGUCAAAAGAUUAUGAACGAGGUGGUCCGUUACAAUGGAACACCGAGUAAAGCCAACCCCACCGGAAAACCCGGUAUUGAAUGGAGGAUUCUGAUUGUCGACAAGCUUGCCAUGCGAAUGGUUUCUGCGUGCACCAAAAUGCACGAAAUAAGUGCUGAAGGCAUUACUCUGGUUGAAGAUAUCAAUAAGAAGCGAGAACCAUUACCGGCCAUUGAGGCUGUGUAUUUGAUCACUCCGUCAGAAGAUUCCAUUAGAUUGCUGAUGAGAGAUUUUGAGAAUCCAGCUAAACCAACGUAUAAGGCCGCUCACGUGUUCUUCACGGAAGUGUGCCCAGAAGAACUAUUCAACGAUAUUUGCAAAUCUGUUGUGUCCAGAAAAAUCAAAACGCUGAAGGAAAUCAAUAUCGCGUUUCUUCCCUACGAAUCCCAGGUUUAUUCGCUGGACUCUCCGGUUACAUUUCAAUGUGCUUACUCGCCGGCCUUAGCCUCGGCAAGGUACGGCAAUAUGGAACGUAUUGCAGAGCAAAUCGCAACUCUCUGUGCCACCCUUGGCGAAUACCCAUCAGUGCGCUAUAGAGCAGAAUGGGAAGGAAACAUGGAGUUGGCCCAAAUGGUACAGCAAAAACUGGAUGCCUACAAAGCUGAUGAACCGACCAUGGGUGAAGGUCCAGAAAAAGCAAGAUCACAAUUGCUCAUCAUUGACCGCGGUUUCGACUGCGUUUCUCCUCUGCUCCACGAGCUAACUUUGCAAGCAAUGGCGUACGAUUUACUUCCAAUUGUUAAUGAUGUGUAUAAGUUCAUUCCAUCGCCAAAUGCUGCAGAAAAGGAAGUUUUGUUGGACGAAAAUGACGAUUUGUGGGUUGAUUUGCGCCAUCAGCAUAUUGCUGUUGUAUCACAAAGCGUUACGCAGUAUUUGAAAACCUUCACCGAAUCUAAGAGACUCACUCAGACGGAGAAGCAGUCUAUGAAAGAUCUUUCGCAGAUGAUUAAGAAAAUGCCGCAAUAUCAGAAGCAAUUGUCCAAGUAUUCCACCCAUUUGCAUUUGGCAGAGGAUUGCAUGAAAUCCUACCAGGGAUAUGUGGACAAGCUGUGCCGGGUGGAACAAGAUCUUGCCAUGGGUACCGACGCAGAAGGAGAGAAAAUUAAGGAUCACAUGCGCAACAUUGUACCGAUAUUGUUGGACCAGUCAGUGUCCAACUACGAUAAGGUUCGCAUUAUCGCUCUGUACGUCAUGAUUAAAAAUGGCAUUUCCGAAGAGAACUUGACCAAACUGGUCACGCACGCCCAGAUCGAACCAAAGGAAAGAGAAAUGAUCACCAAUUUGAGCUACCUGGGAAUCAACGUCAUUGCUGAUGGCAACCGUAAAAAAGGAUAUUCGGUACCAAGGAAGGAGCGUAUAAAUGAACAUACCUAUCAGAUGUCAAGAUGGACUCCGGUCAUUAAGGAUAUCAUGGAAGAUUCUAUCGAUAAUAAAUUGGACGAAAGACAUUUCCCGUUCCUUGGGGGACGUAAAACAGCUGGAUUCCAUGCACCUACCAGUGCUCGCUAUGGUCACUGGCACAAGGAUAAGUCACAGACGGCGGUCAAAAAUGUACCGCGCCUCAUUGUGUUCGUUAUUGGCGGAGUGAGCUACUCUGAAAUUCGUUGCGCCUACGAAGUGACGGCCGCCGUUAAAAAUUGGGAAGUGUACAUUGGCUCGUCCCAUAUUUUAACCCCAGAAACAUUCCUCAGCGAUCUUGGAUCAUUGAAUAAAGAAUAAAAAACAGUCAAUAUACUUGCCUAAGGCGCUAAUUUACCAUAAUUGCGGAUAUGUUACAUUUAUGCUGUGGAAUGUGCAUGUUUCGGAACGAUUAAACUUAUAUCACAAAAUCGAGAAUCGAUAACUACAAUGGGACACGUUAUCCAUUUGAAGAACUAAUUCAAUUAAAAUUUAUCAAGUUGUUUGCUUCGUUAUUAUUUAGAUUACUAUGUAUAUAUGAAAACGUGCAUGAGUAAAUAAGGAAAUUUUUUCGUUAAUAUAUAUUCCAACUUAUAACCAGCAAUCUAAUAGCUUUUACCCUCAUCAACAGUUUGUUACAUUUAUAAGUAGUACCUACUUCAUAGCUGUCCGGAAGAUAGUCAUUCGCUCGUGUUAUUAGUAAAGCAUCUCGCUAUAAACUAUACAAAAGUAUUAAAUAUAUAGAAGUGUAUCACA